UUCCCCUGUUCUUUCUCCAUUGCCAAGAACCUCCUGUCCCAGUUAUAGUAUCUUUCACGCAGAGAAUUUCUCUCUCCGCGUCUCCUCCUUCUUUCUUGUUCUUCCACAUUGGCGCCAAUCAAACACCCAUUGCACUAUAUUUUUAUUUGCUUUUCCUUUAUAAUCAUCAUAACUUUAACUUAAUCGUUACUGAAAGAGACUCAGUGAUCUAAUCCAGAAGCCAACUGCAAUUUUCCUUCAAUCAUGGAUUCACUUGCAUCAGUUUCUCCUUCCAUGGUUCUCCCUCCCAGUAAUCCCCUCCAUCUCCGACGUCGUCUACUCCUUACCUCCUCUUCUUUCUCAUCUCGUAGCCACCGUCUUCUUCCCCGCCUUUCCUCUUCGUUUGCUUUAUCCAAUUGUUCUGGUCCUUCGAGGAGGAGAAGAUGGAGACAAGUUUCGUGUAAAUUUACCGAUGAUGGGGCUAAACAUCCCGAAGAAUCGGAAGAAGAUGAUGGACGAGAAGACGCGGAGAGAGCGCUUCACUUGGAUGGCACCAUUCCUGGGUCUUCCAAUGAGUUCGUCAAGCAGGUGUCUUCCCGUGCUUAUGAUAUGCGAAGACAUCUUCAACAAUCGUUUGAUAGCAGCAGCUAUGAUGUAUUGGAGGCCAACCCAUGGAGAGAAGCCUCAAAGCCUGUAUAUGUACUAACCCACAGAGAAAACCAGUUGUGCACAAUGAAAACUCGAAGAAAUCGCAGCGAAGUUGAGAGGGAGCUUGGGCUACUAUUUUCCAAAGGAGGAAAAUGGAGGUCUGGAAGGGGAAAUCAGGCUAAACAAUCCAGAACAGGUGCAAAGUUCCGGAUGCUUGUGGAAGAUAUUCAGGAGGGCGUGCUUGUAUUUGAAGAUGAGAAUGAAGCUGCAAGAUAUUGUGAUUUACUGCAAGGAGGAGGUAAAGGUUGUGAAGGUGUUGCAGAAAUUGAAGCCUCAUCAGUAUUUGAUCUUUGCCAUAAGAUGAGGGCUCUGGCUGUUCUAUUCCGAAGGGGGAGGACACCUCCUCUACCUCAAAGCCUUGAGCUUAACUUGAGAGCUCGGAAGCGGUCCCUCGAAGACCAAGAGGAAUUGAUGUGAAGUUCACUUGGUGUCGGCAAAUUGAGAUCUCACAUUACCAAAGUUGAAAAUCACAAUAUUGUAAUUGAAAUGAUAUCGGCAAAUUGUAUGAUAUGAUGAAACAUUAUUCGGUGUACACAUUUUCUUACAUGUGUUCAAUGGUCUUGAUCUUUCUUCCAUAGAAGUUGGAAAUUCAAUUCCCAUAAAUUUGGUUGGUUUGGAA
Messenger RNA from Hevea brasiliensis (rubber tree), 1306 nucleotides. RefSeq lists its product as uncharacterized. The transcript has 5 exons. The coding region runs from base 244 to 1104 and encodes 286 amino acids. Lineage: Eukaryota; Viridiplantae; Streptophyta; Magnoliopsida; Malpighiales; Euphorbiaceae. The record is from RefSeq and is a predicted model, not a curated record.